Messenger RNA from Striga hermonthica, 1500 nucleotides. The record is from the annotation of a GenBank genome assembly. Lineage: Eukaryota; Viridiplantae; Streptophyta; Magnoliopsida; Lamiales; Orobanchaceae.
AUGCAGACCCCCAAAGCAAGAGCCAGCUCGUCUGGUACUACCACCCCACAGAAAAAUAACUCGCCUCGAUCUUCCGAGGCAUCUCAAAAGAACAACACGACCCCACCAUCUAAACUGGCUAUUAGUACCUCUGAAGUUGCUCAGAAGGUUUCUCCACGAGUCGUUCGGCAGCUCAAGACAGGGCCUCGUUAUUCAGAUCACACUGCAUCCUCAGCCAAUCUAGCAACUAAGCCACCGAAAGAGAGAAGUCCUAAAGUGGCCGAUCACAAACCGCCCAAUAGCCCAGCUUCUGAGAAAAAGCGCUCGACCCGAGUCUCUGAGCUCGAGAACCAGAUUUCUCAGCUCGAGAAUGACCUCAAGCUCUUGAAAGAUCAACUCCGCUCGACCGAGGAACUAAAGGAGCAAGCCGAGAAAGAAGCCGAGCAAUCCAGACAACAGCUCUCGGCACUCCAAAACCAGAUUUCCGACAAACAAGAAACCCACACUUCUGUCCAAACCGAGCCCGAGCCUGAGUCCGAACCCGAGGCCCAUCCAGAAAACCAGGAAAACGAGCUUAACAAGCUGAAACAGAACCUCUCCGAAACACUCGCCCUCAUUGAGGACAUGAAGGUACAGCUCACCGACAGCAAGGCAUCCGAAAGUCGAGCCCACUCGCUCGCCCAAGAAACUCUAACCCAGCUCGAGGCCGCGAAAAAGACGGUCGACACUCUCAAGUCAGACGGGCUCCGAGCCGCCGAGGCCCACGACGCAUUGGCCCGUGAACUCGAAAGCUCGCGGGCCCGCAUAAGUUUCUUGGAGGCCGAGCUACUGAAAUCGGACGAGGCGGCCGAGAAGGCGAAAUCGGAGUGGGCCCAGAGAGAGGCUGAGCUGGAAUCCGAGCUGCGGAAAUCGAGGUACGAAGUGGAGGAACUGAGGGCGAAUUUGAUGGACAAGGAAACCGAACUGCAGGGCAUAUGGGAGGAAAACGAGGGGCUUUCGGUGAGGCUCGAGAGCUCGGUGUCCGGUCAAGGGUUGACCGAGCUGCGGAGGUCACUCGAUCGAUCGAGAGGGGAGGCAGAGGAGCUGAGGGCUCGACUGGCGGAGAAGGAGGCUGAGUUUCGGGCCAUGUUGGAGGUGAAAGAGAAAGAAGAGAUUAAUGUAGUUGAGGAAAUCGAGGCGGUUAGGACAGCCGAGAGGGCGGCUGCUGAGGUGGCGAGGGCGGAGAUGGAGGCGGAGGUGAGGCGGAUGAAAGUGCAGACGGAACAGUGGAGGAAGGCGGCAGAGGCUGCUGCUGCCAUGAUAUCGGCCGGAAAUAAUAAUAAUAUUACUAAUUAUAAUAAUAAUAAUGAUAAUGGGCAGGUGAUGGAGAGAACGGGCUCGAUGGAUAGUCAUUACGGGAGUCCGAGAAUUGGGAAAGUGGGGUCGCCUUAUGUGGAUGAUCUUGAUGAUGAUUUGGUGAAGAAGAAGAAUGGGAACAAGACGAGGAGGUUCGGGUCGUUGUGGAAGAAGCAGCAGAAGUAG